UACAGCAGCACGGAGGGCAAGAACUGAGCAGAAAGAAAAAACUGCACAAAUGUGACAAUCCAACGAACGUUUACAUGGCGAAGGGAAAGCUGGUGCGAAAGGAGUUAUUGUGGGACUCCUUUGAGCUUCGACACGCUACUGGAUCAAAAUGCUCAUAGUGGAGAAGACCACAGACUUCCCCUCUGCUGAGUUCUCUCUGGUGGAGGAUGUAGCUCUGCACUUCACCUGUUUGAUGGACAGGCUGAACGAGCAGCGCCUCUUCCAGCCUGACCUUUGCGACGUGGACAUUGUUCUGGUGCGUCAGCACAGCACUUUCCCCGCACACAAAGGUGUGCUGGCGGCCUACAGCCCUUUCUUCCACUCGCUCUUUGCACAAAGCAAGCAGCUGCGACGGGUGGACCUGUCUCUGGAUGCCCUCACCUCUCAGGGCCUGCAGCAAAUCCUCAACUUUAUUUACACCUCCAAGCUGCUCGUGAGCGGCCGCACUGUCCGCGACGUGCUCAACGCUGCCACUCUGCUUCAGAUGAGUGACAUUGCAGCUUCUUGCCGCGACCUCAUCAGCAGCUAUUCGCUGAGAACCACCUGCACAGACAUGGCGGCUCAGGGGGCGCUCGGCAACAGUGAACCACCUGCGGUGAUGCCUCCUACCCAGAUGUACCGGGAGAUCAAAAAGGAGUCGGAGCUAGGCAGGGUGCACGUACAGGACGGUGGCAGCCCAUUCUUGGUUAAAGUGGAGGAGGCAGGCAAGAUGAGUUCCCAGACAAAUCAGUACUACAAGAAGGAGGAGGGACCAGGUACUGGAACGGGCGUGGCUGCUUUGUGCAAUGUUGAUGGCAACAAGGAGGAGUCAAAGACAGCAGAUGGCCACACCUCCUUCAACAGAAAUCAGAUCAUCGUGGAGGUAAAUCUUAACAACCAGACUCUGAAUGUUUCCAAGGGGUCAGAGGGUAAAACGGGAGACGCAGCAGAGGCCGUGUUCGGCCGUUGCUGUGACGACAAGAGAGAGGGUGUGGUGAACGAGUCAGAAAAUGAGGAUGCAGGCGGAGAAGAGGACGACAGGAACUGCAAAAGAAGGGACAUACUGGGGCAGAGCAGCGAAGAUGAGGAGGAGGAUGUGGAUGAAGAGGAGGAGGAGAAUACCCUCAGCAUUCCAGGCUUGGAGCAAAGGCCCCUGAUGGAUCGACCUCGAAGAGCCACCAGAGCCUUGGCCAAAGCAGCCACGGCGGUUUCUCUGCGCCACACGCUUGCCGAGGCAACGUUAGCCAACCAGAGGCAAGGUGGCAAGAGGACGCUGGAUGCAGACGGUCUCGGUCAGAAGGUAAGAUUAGAGGAGAAGCAACAUUUUCCAUGUAAGAAAUGCCCUCGCAUCUUUAACAACCGCUGGUACCUGGAAAAACACAUGAACGUCACUCACAACCGCAUGCAGAUCUGCAAUAACUGCGGGAAACGCUUUCUGCUGGAGAGCGAGCUGCUGCUGCACCAACAAACCGACUGCGAGAAGAGCAUUCAGUGUGUAACAUGUGGGAAGGCCUUCAAGAAGCUGUGGUCAUUACACGAGCAUAACAAGAUUGUGCACGGCUAUGCCGAGAAGAAGUUCUCCUGUGAGACCUGUGAGAAGAAGUUCUACACCAUGGCUCACGUCAGGAAGCACAUGGUUGCCCACACGAAGGACAUGCCAUUCACCUGCGAGACCUGUGGGAAGUCGUUCAAGCGCAGCAUGUCUCUGAAGGUUCACUCUCUGCAGCACUCUGGAGAGAAACCCUUCAAGUGUGAGAACUGUAACGAGCGUUUCCAGUACAAAUAUCAGCUACGUUCCCACAUGAGCAUCCACAUCGGACACAAGCAGUUCAUGUGCCAGUGGUGCGGCAAGGACUUCAACAUGAAACAGUACUUUGAUGAACACAUGAAGACACACACUGGAGAAAAGCCGUACAUCUGUGAGAUCUGCGGGAAAAGCUUCACGAGCCGGCCCAACAUGAAGCGCCACCGCCGCACCCACACCGGAGAGAAGCCGUACCCGUGCGAGGUAUGCGGCCAGCGCUUCCGCUUCUCCAACAUGCUCAAGGCCCACAGGGAGAAAUGCUUCCGCGUCAGCAACACCGUGGUUACCAACAACAACAACGACCCAGUCACCCUCACUCAGUCCCUGGCCCCGCCUACAGUGGACUCUUCCGGACAGGUCCAGCUUUGCAUGGCGCGCCCUGUGACCUCGGUGACCACGCCCGCUGCUGCCUCCAGCCCCCGCUCACUCCACAGCACCCAGCUGUCUCUCCCCUUGCUGCACUCCAUGGGGGGGCUGCCUCCCACCCCACAUUUACCCCCGCCGCCUCCCUUGUUCUCUGAUGGUAGGAUGAACUCCAGCAACUAACAAACCGUCAUAGCAUCAAAAGCACUUUGGUACUUUUUUCUUUUUCUUUGAGCUUAAACUGGUUGAAAGGCCUUCUGCAAGGGGAGAGCACACACCUCAGUGACAUUUAACCUCUGCGUGAAAAUUGCCAGACUGUGGCCACUGAUACGUCUGGCUGGAGGUCUAACAGAGACCUCAUAAAAAUACCUACCGUAAUAAUAAACAGCUAUUUUUUACUCUAUUGAAAACAAUAGAUAACCUCAGCAUCCGAAUAGACGUGCCGUCACCACGCUUCUUUGUACCGGUAUUCUUUUCCAAAGCCACGCACAUCUCCAGAACCUUGCACAGUGCAUUGGUUUGUUUUGUUUUGUUUUUUUGUUUUUUUACUGACUACAGCAUCUGGAUUUAGAUUUUUUUCAAGAUGACAGGAAGAAUUCUCAUGCAGGAGGGUCAUCAGUCGAACAAGAACCGCACCAUGGCCAGACAAGAUAUUUAUUUUUGAUGGUUUUCUGACCAGAUGUAGCAGGUGGUUCCGAUGUGACCCAGCAAUAACCAAAAGCUGAAUUUUUUUUUGAGCAUAUACUUGUAUACGGCAUUGCCAGUAACCAAAUCCUGUUAGCUCACCUGUUGUAGUUAAACCGUGUUAUACAGCAUUUAUAACCAUUACUGCACCUUAUGUGUAAUUCUAAUGACAUAUAGAUAUAUAUAUAUAUAAAUUGUAGUCCUAAUUGUUUUCUUCUUUGUGGCUGUGAUCAUGUGUGGGCCGUGGCAUGUUUUGUUAUUGGCGAGGUUGUGAGGCGAUUGGGAGUGGCCUGUGCGUGCAGGUGAUGAUGAUUCGGUUGCUUAUAUUAAGCAAAUGCUCUCGUCCUGUAGAUCUGCUUUUGAGGCGACACUGCAAUUUUCACUCACUCGUCUUCAACCGCUCACUCCAAUGCGGGACUGCGGGAGCUGGAGCCUAUCCCAGCAGUCACAGGGCGUGAGGCGUGGUACACCCUGGACAGGACGCCAGUCUGUCGCAGGGCCACAUAAAGACAGACAGACAUGUUCAUACCCACAUGAACACUUAUGGCAAUUUAAAGUUUCCAGUCCACCUAACCAGCAUGUGUUUGGAUGUGGGAGGAAGCUGGAGCACCCAGAGGGAACCCACUCAAACAUGGAGAGAACAUGCAAACUCCA
Messenger RNA from Thalassophryne amazonica, 3523 nucleotides. RefSeq names its product zinc finger and BTB domain containing 47b (gene zbtb47b). Bases 149 to 2368 code for a protein of 739 amino acids. The record is from RefSeq and is a predicted model, not a curated record. NCBI's taxonomy places the organism in Eukaryota, Metazoa, Chordata, Actinopteri, Batrachoidiformes, Batrachoididae. Gene Ontology annotation, biological process: regulation of transcription by RNA polymerase II. Gene Ontology annotation, cellular component: nucleus. The transcript is spliced from 6 exons. Gene Ontology annotation, molecular function: protein binding; DNA-binding transcription factor activity, RNA polymerase II-specific; RNA polymerase II cis-regulatory region sequence-specific DNA binding.